This is a messenger RNA of Stegodyphus dumicola, 2647 nucleotides long. Its product is annotated as glutamate receptor ionotropic, kainate 2-like. The record is from RefSeq and is a predicted model, not a curated record. Gene Ontology annotation, molecular function: signaling receptor activity; ligand-gated monoatomic ion channel activity. Gene Ontology annotation, cellular component: membrane. Lineage: Eukaryota; Metazoa; Arthropoda; Arachnida; Araneae; Eresidae. Gene Ontology annotation, biological process: monoatomic ion transport.
GACUUUUAGGAAAAGGCGUUGCUGCUGUUUUCGGACGGCUGCCCGAAUUGGUCAGCAUGCAUAUGCAAUCCAUCUGCGAUAGUUUAGAAGUUCCUUUCAUUGACUCUCGUUGGGAUUACUGGCUCAAGAGGGAUCAUUUGUCUAUUAACCUCUAUCCGCAUCCUAGCGUAUUAAGCAGCGCUUUUAUCCAUCUUAUAAACAUCUGGGGAUGGAGAGAUUUCUUUCUAGUUUACGAAGAAGAUGAAGCAAUAGUCCGAAUGAAAGAAUUUUUGAUAGAAGGCGAAAAAACAUUGAAAGAAGACUCAGAUGUCGAAACGGAAAAAUCGGAAAACAAAGAUCCAAAGUGGAAGAUCAAAAUGUACCAAUUCAAUCGUACUUCCAGUUUUCGUGACACUUUUUGGCAGAUCAAACGAGCAGUAAAGACAAAUAAGGAUUUAUUAUUAAAUUAUCAUAUUGUACUUGAUGUCUCCAGGAAGAACUUAUAUACAGCUCUGAAAGCAGCUCAACAAGUCGGAAUGAUGACAGAAGAUCAAAAAUACCUCAUAGUUAGCUUGGAUUUGCAUACUAUUGAUAUGGAGGACUUCCAGCACACGAAAGCGAACAUUACCAGUUUGAGAUUAGUACAAGAUGAGAUGCCUGAUUUUCAGAAUAUAAUGUUGGAAGUGAAUCACAGACUGUCACAAAGAAGCCAUGAGCCCCUCAAAACACUCAAGACAGAAGCAGCAUUGGUUUAUGACAGCGUUCUUCUUUUUUCCCAUGCCCUGGAGCAAAUGAAUCAGGCGAAGAACAUUACCAGCAUCCCACCUGUUUCUUGUAAUUCCAUGAAUAAAGGAAUCGAUGGAACAAGUCUCAUUAAUUUUAUGAAAAGCGAAAACUUCCAGAUACCUGGUUUGACUGGUUUAAUAGAAUUUGACGCAGAAGGCUACCGAUCAGUGGUUUCAUUUGAUGUUAUGUAUGUCACAUCGAACGGCCUACAGAAAAUUGGAUCUAUAUUACCAGGAAACAGAAUUAACAGACUUACGAGUAUUAAUAUCACUGCACCAGGUUCUUCUGAAUUCCAGUAUCUGGAAUUGGAAUAUUCCCACUUUAGAGUAACAACAUUCUUGAGUGAUCCUUACGCCAUGCUUCGAGAAUCACCAACGCAAAUGAAAGGCAAUGACCGUUUCGAAGGCUAUGGAAUAGAUCUGCUGAACGCCCUUGCGGAUCUAUUGCAUUUCACGUACGAGAUUCAUGAAGUCAAGGACGGGAAACACGGCGCAUACAAUGAAACGACCGAUUACUGGGAUGGCAUGAUUGGCGAGAUCGUGCGUGAGGAAGCUGAUUUAGCUGUUGCUGAUUUGACCAUCACAGAAGCCAGAUUGAAAGGUGUGGACUUCACAUUGCCUUUCAUGCAGACCGGUAUCAGCAUCCUCUUCAAAAAACCAACUGAAAAAGUGACAUCUUUAUUAUCUUUUUUGUCCCCAUUCUCCGGAGAAGUAUGGCUUCUUGUCCUGGCUGCAUACACUUUCAUCAGCCUCAGUUAUUUCUUUGUAGGUAGGCUAAGUCCUUACGAGUGGUUCAACCCUCAUCCUUGCCGAACAGAGAAUUUGGUGGAAGAAAACGUCUUUAGCUUGUUGAAUAGCAUGUGGUUUGCCAUAGGCUCAUUUAUGAGACAAGGCUCGGAUCUUGCACCAAUCGCUCCAUCCACUCGUGCCGUAAGCAGCACUUGGGCUUUUUUCUGCCUGAUCAUGAUUUCUUCUUAUACUGCCAAUCUGGCUGCUUUCCUCACUGUAGAGAAGUUAGUGUCGCCAAUAGAAAAUGUUGAAGAUCUGGCUAAUCAAGAAAAGAUUAAAUAUGGAUGCCUACAUGGUGGAUCUACCAGUGGUUUCUUUAAAAAAUCCAACAUAACCACCUAUCAGAAAAUGCAUAAAUUCAUGGAAAAACACGCCAAGGAAGUAUUUGUAACAAGCAAUACAGAAGGAAUUGAGAAAGUCAAAAAAGGCAACUACGCAUACUUGAUGGAAGCCACAUCCAUUGAAUAUAAUACUGAACGUGAAUGCAAUCUUACUCAGAUUGGAGGCCUUUUGGACUCGAAAGGUUAUGGAAUAGCCGUUAAGAAAGGAAAACGCAAACUUCGGAACUGGCUAACAGGUGGAAUUUUGCGGCUUCAGCAAGAUGGUAUACUCCAUAACAUCAAAGAACGCUGGUGGAAACAAAAGAAAGGUGGUGGCAUUUGCUCGCAAACAACGAAAGCUUCAGGAACAGUUAAUGAACUGGGAUUAGGGAACGUUGGAGGCGUUUUCGUGGUUAUGCUACUCGGAUUAUUUCUCUCAGCCUGCGUUGGCGUAGCCGAGUUUUUCUGGUUCCAGAGGAAACUGAGAAGGGAUACAGAGAUAUCCUUGUUAAAACUACUGAUGGGAGAACUUAAAUAUGCUGUUACAUGUGGCAGCUCAUCAAAAUCAGCACCUAAACUAAAAACACAGUCUAAAGAUGAAGUAACUAGGGCUUUUCCCGGUUACAGUUCACUUCAGUAACCUUAAUAUAUUCUCGGUUUCCUUUUUUACACAAAUUUCUAUAAUACCUCAAGAUUUUGUUUUAUAAUUUUCUGAAAGAUUUGUCUGUGAUUUGUUUUUUCAAAACAUUCAAUAAAAUACUAUUUAAGCUGUAA